This is a messenger RNA of Juglans microcarpa x Juglans regia, 776 nucleotides long. RefSeq lists its product as uncharacterized. NCBI's taxonomy places the organism in Eukaryota, Viridiplantae, Streptophyta, Magnoliopsida, Fagales, Juglandaceae. The record is from RefSeq and is a predicted model, not a curated record. The coding region runs from base 42 to 776 and encodes 244 amino acids. The transcript is spliced from 3 exons.
CUGAAGCCUACAUUCACAUCGAAUGCCUGACGUUUUGCUCAAUGUAUCUCCAAGAUAUUAAGACGAAGUUUACUCGAAUGGACCGCAACAUUGAUGGUGGAGAAGCGGAGAAUAUAGAUGGAUUCAAGAUUUUCAACCAGAAAGUUCGUCUCAUGGGUGUGGCUUCCAACUUGCAAUUAUCAGAUAAACUCCUCAAGGAAGCCAUAUGGUAUGUCCUCAACAACUACGCUGAGAUUGGACACUACCUAGAGGAGCACUACAAGAAAUGUAAUGUGCAUAGCCCAAAUUGUAUCAAUCGAACACAUCAAACUGAGUUUCCAACUUGGUUCAGGAAACAUGUUCAGGACCAGCGUAUCACCAACCCACUCGAUGUGACUGCUGAUCUGUAUGCGUUAGCUUGCGGUCCUGAACCUAAGGUUGCAUCCUAUGCUGCUUGCAUUAUAAAUGGCAAAAGAUUCCAUACAAAGCAGUGUGAACUUCGGAGGCGUACACAAAAUUCAAGGGCGUUGGUAACUGGUGACGAAAGUACAAAUAAUGUUGACUUCUAUGAUGUUAUUAAUGAUAUCGUGGAGUUACGCUAUAUAGGUUGGCGUUGGGUGUACUUGUUCAUGUGUGAUUGGUUUGAUGUUGGUGAUCCAAGACGAGGGAUACGAAUUGAUAACCAUAUGACAAGUAUCAAUAUGGACAGGACUUGGAAUAAGGAUGAACCAUUUAUGUUAGCAUGCCAGGCUUCCCAGUAUUUUUACAUCAGAGAUAUAAGGGCGAAAGGGAGAUAG